Messenger RNA from Raphanus sativus (radish), 792 nucleotides. RefSeq lists its product as uncharacterized. The transcript has 6 exons. The record is from RefSeq and is a predicted model, not a curated record. The coding region runs from base 1 to 792 and encodes 263 amino acids. Lineage: Eukaryota; Viridiplantae; Streptophyta; Magnoliopsida; Brassicales; Brassicaceae.
AUGAACGCUGUUACUAAAACAGCUAUUUUCAGACCGCAAAACUAUUUUUGUCUCCUGCAAACUGCGUUUUUUCAUUCUACUCCUGUCUUGGAACGCAAACGUGGUUUCCCUCCGUGGAAGUUUUUGUGGGAGCGUGCUGUGGAAGAAUAUAGACGUAAAAGAGAAGAGGCUAAAAAAGCCAAAGUAAACCUGAAUAACUGCAAACAAGACUCCGAGAGUACACGUGAAAGCCAGUUUGUUUACGAUGAUAAAUACUUUGAGGAUGUAUUGUUUGGUGUACCACCACGAGGUAUCUAUUAUUCAAACUAUGAAGCUCGUGAGGAUUGGGGGUAUGGCUCUUCAUGGUAUUCUGGUUUCUGUAAGACCUCGUGGAUAAUAACACGUCGAUAUUAUAACAACGAUGAAGAGGUAGUAGAAGAAACAGAUGAAGAAGAUCCAGAACUAUACCGUCUAUACGAAGAUGAAGAGCUAUAUGAAUCUGAAGAAGAUCCAGAACUAUACGAAGAUGAAGAAGAAGAAGAAAGCUACAGUUCUAGUAACUAUACGAACCGGUGGAGAUCAAACUACGGUUUUGACCCAAUAGAAGCUUCGCAUAGAGAAACACUUGGUCUGAGUCCUUGGCCUCCCUUGAAAAUUGAAGAUGUCAAACAUGCAUAUCGAAAUUGUGCAUUAAAAUGGCAUCCUGAUCGUCAUGAUGACUCUACCAAGGCUGAGGCUGAAGCAAGGUUUAAGCUCUGCACUGUGGCUUAUCAAUCUUUAAUCCAAAAGCUACAGUCAGCUAAGAUUUCUUGA